GGAAGAGACGGGGCCCGGUCCCACAAAACACGAUUGAACAAGGGCCCAAGUUUCUUGCAGUGGGUGUGGGCAACUGCUCCCCUCUCCCCCAUGUUGUAGCGAUUGCAAAGUAAUAAGGCAAACAAGGAGUGUGGCAUGGCAAUGGCUCCUCUCCCUUCAUUGGAAGCAGAUCAAUCCAGUCAUUUUGUGGAAAUACUCACCCAAGCGAUACUAAAAUGUUUUUAUUUGAUUUAUAACUCUUCCCCGCCUCCCUUCAAAGAAAAGUUAUGCACACCCUGAUUAGUAAUAUGUUACCAAUUUAAUAUGGGACCCCAGGCCUGUCCUUGAGCCCUGCCAGCAUUCACCUAGGUACUUUAACUUCAAGAACCUGAGCAAUCAGGUGGUGGCCCUUUCCAGUUGCUAACAUAAGAACAGCUGUACUGGGUCAGACCAAAGGUCCAUCUAGCCCAGUAGCUUGUCUGCUUCUAGUUAAGGCUGAUAUCUGAGAGUUGACUUUCAUGGUGUCCUAAAUGAACAUAUACACUGAUGAUGCAGACACCUGCCUCUAAUUCUGUACACCUGAAUGAAUGGCAGAAGAAUUACUUUGCUAUUACCUCUGACACCUGUACACCAGGACAGAAGGCAGAUGGAUAUCGUGCACAGAUUCUGUACAUUCAGUAUGCAUGGGCAAACUCUGAGAUCUCCCAGGUCUGUGCUACCAACCUGUUCAAAAAAUAUGCAGAGAAAUACUCAGCCAUUAUUGACUCUGACAACAUAGAGACUGGCUUGAAUAACUAUGCUGAAAAUAUUUUGACUUUGGCAAGAUGUCAGCAAAAUGACAGUGAUAAGUGGCAGUCCUCCUUGACAACAAGCAAUGUGUUUGAAUUAAAGAGUGUUCAAGAGUUGAUGCAAGCUGGCAAAAAGUUUCAAAGCUCUCUGAUGGCACCAGCAGAUGCCUUUGUGGUAGUUAAGGAGGUCAGUGCCUCUGUUACUCCAGGUCUGCCUAAACUCAAUGUGUGUGACAGUGCUGUAGAUACUGGCCUCUAUGAUAGCUCAUCAAAAUGUGUAAGUCAGGGGCCAGAUAUUCUUAAGAGUCUCUCAUCUUUGAAAUGUCUUCAAAGUAGUGUGCCUCCUGUGACCAGAACUACAGAUAUACUUCCAGGCUCCACUGCCUCUUUAAAUGAAUGGCCUAAUGCAGGUUUCUGUACAGGUCCAUUACCUGGUAAUAACAGAGCAGCAAGUAGCAGUUCUGUGAAACCCCCAAGUCAUUUUGAGAUUGGACAAAAUUUGUCUUUUUCUAAUCAGUCCGCUGUUCCAGCUGGAUCUGGAAAUCCAGGAAAAAGGAAAACAUUUUAUAGCUCCAUUGAUGAAAGCAGUAAUACAAUCUCCAGCCUUAAUUCUUACAAGCCCUUCAUUAGUACAGAAGCCAAGAACUUUUUUGGAAGUGGAAAUGGGAGUGAAGAGAGCAAUGUAACUGGUUUUAAAACCGCAAAAGAACAGCUAUGGGUAGACCAGCAAAAGAAAUAUCAGUGUCAGCCUCAACGCACACCAGUCUCAUCCUAUGGAAUUAAAAAAUCUUUGGGUGCUGGAAGGUCUCGGGGUCCAUUUGGAAAGUUUGUCCCUCCAGUGCCAAGACAAGAUGGAAAUGAAAAUGGAGGGCCACAGUAUAAACUUCAUGGUGCUGGACCAACCGAAUCUUCAUUUCCAGUGGAUGAACGUUUGAAGAACAUAGAACCAAAAAUGAUUGAACUCAUUAUGCACGAGAUCAUGGACCAUGGACCUCCAGUGAACUGGGAUGACAUUGCUGGAGUAGACUUUGCUAAAGCAACUAUAAAGGAAAUAGUAGUCUGGCCUAUGCUGAGACCAGAUAUCUUUACGGGAUUACGUGGUCCUCCCAAAGGAAUUCUUCUCUUUGGCCCUCCUGGGACAGGUAAAACUCUUAUAGGCAAAUGCAUUGCGUGUCAAUCAGGAGCUACUUUUUUUAGCAUCAGUGCUUCUUCUUUGACCUCUAAGUGGGUAGGCGAGGGGGAAAAGAUGGUCCGUGCGCUGUUUGCUGUGGCACGAUGUCAGCAGCCUGCUGUGAUUUUCAUUGAUGAAAUAGAUUCUCUCUUGUCUCAGCGUGGAGAUGGGGAACAUGAAUCUUCUAGAAGAAUAAAAACUGAAUUUUUAGUCCAGUUGGAUGGAGCAACAACCUCAUCUGAAGAUCGUAUUCUAGUGGUGGGAGCAACAAAUAGGCCACAAGAAAUUGAUGAGGCUGCCCGAAGAAGAUUGGUAAAAAGGCUGUACAUCCCUCUUCCUGAAGCUUCAGCUAGGAAGCAGAUUGUAACUCGUCUGAUGUCAAAUGAGCACUGUUGUCUAAGAGAAGAGGAAAUUGAUCUCAUAGUUAAAAAAUCUGAUGGAUUUUCUGGGGCAGACAUGACACAACUCUGUCGAGAAGCUUCUUUAGGUCCCAUCCGUAGCCUUCAGAACAUGGACAUUGCAACCAUCACACCUGAACAAGUUCGGCCUAUUUCUUUUCUUGACUUUGACAAUGCUUUCAAAACUGUACGACCCAGUGUGUCUUCAAAGGAUCUGGAACUGUAUGAACACUGGAACCAGACUUUUGGCUGUGGAAGAUAACUGCAUCUGAAUUGUGCAUAAGUUUCUCACUUUCUCUCACAAGAACACACAUUAAGCUCAAUGGUAACUUGCAAUGUUUCCGUUUAUUUUUCUUUAAUAAUUUUUUGUAAUAACGUUUAAUAAAUGUGGAGAAAUUAAUGAUUGGAUAAUAUGCUACUUCCUUCCUCCGAGUUCUUAGAAUAAAAUGCACUUCUGUGCAGAGCUCUCGCAGCAGGCUAUCAUAUCAUUUAACCUCCACAAUGGCUGGGAAGAACAGCUCAUCACUAACCAACCAGUAGAGAGCACCCACAAAACAAAAAGACCCAAUACUAUUUAUAUACAAUGCUAAUGAUUUCUUUAAUAAUUUUAUGCAGUUCAGUAUAUGAAUCUGAGUCAUUGAACUUGCAUGCUUUAACCAUAACAAACGGUAAUUUUAUUAUAUCUGUCACAUACAUUACCGUUUUCUCUGGUCCUCAGCUUAUAAACACUUCCCAUAGUUCAAACCCUUCACCCAUGCAGAAUGACUUUUAAGUGAGGACUCCACACAGGUAUAGGAUCCAUACUAGCUCACCAUUUGCAGGACUUUACUAUGCUGAAGAAUUCUGUCCAAUAAUAUACUUUGUGGUCAUUGAACACAAAGGUGUUAUUCUCAUGUUUGAGUGUGCUUAUCACACAUACGUGUUGUCUCCAAGCAAAAGGUAUCCAUUGGAAUUUAAAAAAAAUGCAGUGCUGGUAAAUGAUUUUUAAAAGGAGCAUUUCUCUUGCAUAAAGUUUACAGUAUCUGAUUUAGCUUCACUUGUUCUGGUAUGAAUGUAAAUUUAAGUUGCAAAUUGUUUUAACAAAGGAAUAAAAUGUAAAGCUCUUGAAACAGUGUUUCUUCAACAUCAAUAUGAUAGUAGAAAUUUUCUAAAUUUGAAUAAAUUAAUAUGCUUAGAUAUUUUUUUAAAGACCGCCUGGGAACUUAAUUAUGCAGAGGUACGAGAAUAUAGAAAACACUGAUAUCAGAACAAUUUGGAUUAUUAGAGCAUUUUAGAGUUUCUUCAGGCUUAUCUACUGUUAAAAUACUAUAGCAGCACAGCUGCACCAGUGUAGUACUUCAGUGCACUCAUUACUACAUCAACAAGGGGUAUUCUCUGGUAGGUGUAGCUUAUUCAGUUCCCUGAGGCCACGUCUUCACUACUGCUGUAAUAGAUCUUCCAGAGUUCUAUUUAGCGAGUCUAGUUGAGACUUACUAAAUCAAACUCAGAGGGCACCCUUGCUGCCAUCCAGUACUCCUGCUCUUGCCAGGAGCAAGGGCAGCCAACAGGAGUGUUUGCUCCCAUCAGCCUCCCACUGUAGGGAGGCUGCCAAACUCAGCUUAAGGCAAGCUGACUGUAGCUACAUAUGCUACGUAGCUGGAGUUGCGUACCUUAAGUUGAGCUGUUGGGUCUAGUGUAGGGAUGUGAGCGAUGAGUCGACUAUCCAAAUGCUUAUUGGAUAGUUAACAGGCUAAUCAACUACUAGUCGCUCCCCUGCCCCCUUAUUGCCUCUAUCAGAAAGAGGUAGCAAGUGGUAAGAAGAGAAAGGGGUACUUCAAAGUGGCAGCACUGUGUGAAGCCUGGGUCCAGACUCCGGGCUCCACACAGCGCUGCUGCUUUGAAAUGCUACAUGCUGCCUGGAGCCAGCUGGGGUGUUCCAAGACUGCAUGUAGCAUUUCAAAGCAGCAGCACCGCGUGGAGC
Pelodiscus sinensis (Chinese soft-shelled turtle) is the source of this 4296-nucleotide messenger RNA. It is a transcript of the gene FIGNL1, whose product is annotated as fidgetin like 1. Gene Ontology annotation, molecular function: ATP hydrolysis activity; ATP binding; microtubule severing ATPase activity. Lineage: Eukaryota; Metazoa; Chordata; Testudines; Trionychidae. The record is from RefSeq and is a predicted model, not a curated record.